GCGACUGGUCACAUACCUGGAUUCAUCCACGAGCCAUUCUCUUGUGUAUUGUGACUAUUGAACUGGUGUUUGACUUAAACCUUUAUAAAGGGUAAAGAUCACAAUUCAUGUUUGGGGUUCAUUGUUGAUGGUUUUGUGACACCAUAUUGGAUGCCCCAAGUUCCAUACCGACUUAAUGGAAUGACCACAUACCAGCCAACUACUAGUGAUUCUGCCACGGAGGAGGCACCUUCAUCAUUUAUGAGGACCAGCUACUGGAUGAUGCAAGAACAGUUUGAGCUGGAACCAAAGUGUUUGGGAGGACCACAGUACAUGGUCAAGACGUUGAUCAACAACAUCGGGAGUAUUCCAGAUAACAACUUCAUUCCAGCUGGAGACCUCUGUCAUUUUGCUGGAUUAUAUCUGAGGGCGGCUUUAAACAGCCAACCAACCAACCAUCCAUACUACAAAACAAUGACAUGAACACAUAUGUCAAAUAUUACUUUAUAAUCAUACCAUAAUUCUCAAAACUCCCUCAGAAAAUGAGCCAAUGUUCCAACCUUGGAAAGGCGCUCCAAUCUAUGUCAGCCAUUUGCAAUAAAAGGGAAGGUAACUUUUCUUUCCAUUUCCUGUGCACAUUUAUGUAUAAAAAGGGGAUUUUAUGUCCCUUCAAGUUAUUAAAUUUUGACAGAGUUACCUGCCCGUCAUGAUCACUGAUCAACUCCUAAUAGGAGCCCCUGCCCUAACCCGACCCCUAACACGGUUAGACUUGAGGCUAUGUUAUGUAGGAGCCCC
Haliotis rubra (blacklip abalone) is the source of this 774-nucleotide messenger RNA. RefSeq lists its product as uncharacterized. The record is from RefSeq and is a predicted model, not a curated record. The coding region runs from base 151 to 462 and encodes 103 amino acids. NCBI's taxonomy places the organism in Eukaryota, Metazoa, Mollusca, Gastropoda, Lepetellida, Haliotidae. The transcript has 3 exons.